Pisolithus orientalis is the source of this 1314-nucleotide messenger RNA. RefSeq lists its product as uncharacterized. The record is from RefSeq and is a predicted model, not a curated record. The coding region runs from base 1 to 1314 and encodes 437 amino acids. The transcript has 2 exons. Lineage: Eukaryota; Fungi; Basidiomycota; Agaricomycetes; Boletales; Pisolithaceae.
AUGUCCUCCACUGUAGUCGCACCCACUCCCCGUCGCUCACAACCACACUCCCCAAUGCCAGGCCACCCUCGCCCGUCCUCCCGCUCAGAACGCCUGCUCAGGGAUACCCUCCGCAAAGACGAUACCCUCCGCACCACCCGUGCCCGCUCCCCGUCACGCUCCGUGGGCAGCGACGCAGAGUUGGACGAAGACGACGACUUCAUCCAGCCAACACUCCUCUUCCGCUCCCGGAGGAAGAACAGCGCCAGCUCCCUCGCCUCGCAUUCCCGCAUUCACUCUCAUCCUUGCUAUGUGCCCGGCCAGGACGAACACGCAUCGUACAUACAACUCCUUCGCUCACCCUCAUUUUCCGGCUCCUCGCACUCAAAGGUUUCCGACUCAAAGCGCCCCUCCUGUUCGCACGAAAAGCUCGAGGACAUUUCGCUGUUCGUCCAUGAGGCAGCUCCACAUGAGGCAGUACUGCGAACGCGCCUGGAACACGUCCUUCACGGGGGCAUGCGAGAGGUGAAACGUGAGAAAGAACGUGAAACAGCAACGUCGUCCAUUGAGUCUUCGGCGGGAUCUCCUCUUUCAUCCCUCUUGUCACUUGCCAACUCGCGUCAUUCACACGAAUCAGAGCAAACUCAUCUGACAGCACCCGAGUACGAUGUCCAGAAGCCUUCCACUCCUCCGCCACACUCACCAAAGCAUUCAAGCGGCCAAACCCUGCGCGGAGGUUUUGCAUCGUCGCGUUCUGUCCCGUCAACAAGCCCUGUGGCGAGUCAUCGUGAGCGACCGUCGAAGUCGCCUAGGUCACUACCAUCCAGUCGGUCCCCGCCGAACACAUCGCAGUACCAUCAAAAACAGGGCAUAUAUGACCACCCGCAUCCAUCCGCACCAACGCCACUCACUUCUGCACUCCCGGCUACACCGAGGAAUCACGCCAAUCUUGUCAUCUCACCCGUUAAUGCGGGGCGUCCCUCACCGGUGUACGAGACACACAUUCGUUCACAAACACCAGCAAUUGGUGUACAGACAUCAUCAUCGUCACCGCCAAGAUUACCUCCGCGUCGAUCGUUCACACCGAAUCCAUCCCAUUCGCAUAUCCAACAACUCCCACACCCACCUACACGGGUACCGGUAUUUGACCCAGACGCGGCAUCGCUCGCGUGCAAAAAGCUGCCGGGAUACGUGUCAUUUGCUAGCGUCGCCGGCCUAGGUGCCCCUCCGGACGAAGAAGACCGACAUUCAGGACGUAGAGUGGCGUUCGGAGGGAAGGGCAUCCGGAGCCUUCAAGGGUUAGGAUUUGGAAGUGGAAAGUGGUGGGCGUUCUAA